This is a messenger RNA of Cavia porcellus (domestic guinea pig), 1663 nucleotides long. It is a transcript of the gene Fuom, whose product is annotated as fucose mutarotase. The record is from RefSeq and is a predicted model, not a curated record. The transcript is spliced from 5 exons. Gene Ontology annotation, molecular function: racemase and epimerase activity, acting on carbohydrates and derivatives; fucose binding. Bases 962 to 1663 code for a protein of 233 amino acids. Gene Ontology annotation, biological process: fucose metabolic process. Lineage: Eukaryota; Metazoa; Chordata; Mammalia; Rodentia; Caviidae.
UGUGCCCAAGCACACAUACAUGCCUAGGUGUGGUGCUGUGUUCCAUGCAUGGGUGCCACACACACUCAUACACAGUCCUGCACCCAUGAGUUCACCUUUUUCUUUUUCCUUUCAUGUGAGCAUGUUGUAUCCUUUAUUCUUUUUUCUUGUGGUUGGUUGGUUGACUUUUGGUUGGUUGGCUGUGUAGUCCUGGGUGACCUUGAACUUACUAUGUAGCUCAGGCUGACCUAAUACACGAGGUAAUCCUCCUGCCUCAGCCUCCCAAGUGCUGGGAUUACAGGCAUGUGCUGCCACACCUCAUACUUUUUAUUCUUUACUAGCUUCUUAGUUGUGACUGAAUAACAUGACAUAGACACUACUGUCUUCACCAUCUAAUGUCUAAUCAUAGUUCUUGUGUGCACCAUCACUGCCCCAUCUUCAUCUUUCUAAACUGAAACUGUCCUCAUUAGAAACUGACUUGCAUUCCCUGGCUCCCACCAUUCUGUCUGUUUCUACUAACAUGACUCUUCUGGACACCUUUGAUGAAUGGAAUCACAGCAUUUAUUUUUCCUUUUGUGUCUGGGUUAUUUCACUUAGAUAGUAUGAUGGAAUAAAUGUCUGUGCCCCGUCCUGUCCCUGCGUUGAAAUCCUAACCCUCUAGGUGAUGGUGUUAGGAGUUGGACCCUCACAAUGGGGUUAGUGCACAUAUAUCUUUCAUUCCCUUUCCCAGCGUAUAGCUGCAGGAAGGUAUCGUGUAUGAACUAGGAAGUGGUUCCUCAGCAGGCCAUGAAUCUGCCUUGAUUUGGACUUCCAGACUAAAGAACUGAGAAAUACAUGUGUAUAAGCCACCUGAUGCAUGGGAUAGCCACAGCACAAGCUACAACACACACAAUGUCCUCUGGGUCCAUCCAUGUCAUAGCAUGUGUGUUAAAUUUCACUUCUUUUGACUGCUGAGUAAUCUUCCUACUUGCAUUCAAUAGCCAUGACAUGCUGUGGGUGUGUCAUAUUUAUUCCUGUGGUGAUGGGCACUUAUUUACUUAAGACAGGAUCUUACUGUGUUGAUCAGGCUGGUGUCAAACUCUUAGAAUUAACUGGAAUAAACAAAGGAAGGCACCCAAGGUCUCAGUAUCCAAGAGAGGAAACUUUAAAACUGAGAAAAAUGUAUCCAUCUAACUGUUUUCAUGCUCUGGUCAUCUUCCUCCAUAAUUUGACUGAGCAGUGGCCACGCCCUCCCGUUUGUCCCACCCACCCUAGCCUUGGCGGUGUUCCCAGCCGCCCUGCUCACACUGCUGACAUGGUUGUUCUGAAAGGAGUCCCAGCGCUACUGUCUCCUGAGUUGCUGUAUGCAUUGGCGCGCAUGGGGCACGGAGAUGAGAUCGUUCUUGCAGAUGCUAACUUCCCCACCUCCUCUGUCUGUCAUUGUGGGCCUGUGGAGAUCCGGGCAGAUGGCCUGGGCAUCCCGAAGCUCCUGGAAGCUCUGUUGAAGCUGCUACCCUUGGACAGUCCGGCUGUAGUCAUGAAGCUGGUGCCUAGCGACCAGGAAAGGGGCCUGCGGACUACAGUGUGGGAAGACUAUGAGUUCCUCCUGCUCCAGGCUGGCUACACGAGCACCCUGGCAAAGAUAGAGAGAUUUCAGUUUUAUGAACGAGCCAAAAAGGCUUUUGCUGUUGUUGCAACCGGGUGA